GCAGGUUGCCCAGUCCAUUGUGUUCUGCGGUGAUGAUGUUUUCACUGUCGUCCACGUCUGUUGACACCUGGCCUGCUGCCUGACCUCACUGACCUGUAGACACGUGAACAUCAUGCAUUGGAGCCUCCUGUACUUUAGACUACCAGCAGUUGUCAACCUCUCCUCAUCUCAGACGCUGCUUUCCUCGGGACAUCCUGCCACUAACAUCAUUCUCACAAAGACCAUCUCCGGGUUGAACAUACAGGUGCAUUGGACUACUGGUACUUUCACAAGGGUUAUCUUGACCAUCCACAUCCAUCAUCCCUUUAUUUAGCAUUGUUUGGAAGUGCUUUACCCACCCUCUUCACUGAUUUGGUCCACUACAGGCUGUCUUCUGUAUCUCCUCAUCACCUCCCAGAACUCCUUUGGUGGAUACAAUGCUGCAAUUCAUCUUAAUUAUCCUGUGGGCGUGUCCUUGUGUCCCGACGAAGGAGACAGGAAGAUGCCAAGGCGAAGCCUGCGAUGAAAGGACCUGGCACAAUGUAAACUGCACGACAGACGACGACUGCAACCAGCCCCACGCCGCGUGCUUUCAACACCUGUGUCGGUGUGAAGCUGGCUACUUCUACACAACGCCUUACGAUAUUUGCUCUGGCACUUGCAGCACAGGCGAGUUGCAGGACAACUUUACAGAGUAUCAUGACAGCGCUCUACGACGACACUACCUUGAUCGCUUGGAUGGACUCAGUCUGGAAGACUGCAAGGACAGGUGCCAGGCUGACAAGCGUUGCCUCACCUUCGAUUUCAGAGCCCAUGGAGGUCUGUGUCGGCUUCAUAAUGUCACCGCUCAUGAGUCUCCCUCACACUGGUAUCCUAAGACGAGUGAAGGCUGGACCCACUACCAGAGAUCCUGCAACUCCACUUUGGCCACACACCAUACCUGGUACAACUUACUGUGUAACACCAAAGUAGAUUGUCCAGACCCGAACAGCGAUUGUUUGUCACACAGAUGCCGAUGUCAUUCAGGAUUACACUUCAAUGAAACUGAGAAAAAGUGUGUUAUUACAAACGAGCUAAAGAAGUGGCACAAUAAAAGCUGCACGACAGACGACGACUGCAACCAGCCCCACGCCGCGUGCUAUCAACAUCUGUGUCGGUGUGAAGCUGGCUACUUCUACACAACACCUUACGAUAUUUGCUCUGGCACUUGCAGCACAGACGAGUUGCAGGACAGCUUUACAGAGUAUCCUGACAGCGCUCUACGACGACACUACCUUGAUCGCUUGGAUGGACUCAGUCUGGAAGACUGCAAGGACAGGUGCCAGGCUGACAAGCGUUGCCUCACCUUCGAUUUCAGAGUCCAUGGAGGUCAGUGUCGGCUUCAUAAUGUCACCGCUCAUGAGUCUCCCUCACACUGGUAUCCUAAGACGAGUGAAGGCUGGACCCACUACCAGAGAUCCUGCAACUCCACUUUGGCCACACACCAUAACUGGUACAACUUACUGUGUAACACCAAAGAGGAUUGUCCAGACCCGAACAGCGAUUGUUUAUCACACAGAUGUCUGUGUCGUUCAGGCUUCAAGUUCAAUAAAACCAGGAAUAAGUGUCGUGUUACAUGGUCAUGUGCAGACUGGAACGACAAAGGAGCAAAGAGUGGUGUCUACACCGUUCAGCCAAUAAACAAGAGAAUAUUUGUGACAGUGUGGUGUGAUAUGGACACUGCGGGCGGCGGCUGGCUGGUCUUCCAGAGACGUCGCGACUUCACAGUUGACUUCAACCGGAGCUGGACAGAAUAUGAAAACGGGUUUGGUAAACUCUCUGGAGACUUCUGGCUGGGGCUGUUCACGCUUGGCAAACUGGUAUAUACUGAAUUUGUUCGCUUGAGAGUGGACAUCAUAGAUAGGAGUGGACAACGUCGCUACGCUGAGUACAAGUUCUUGAUGCGCGGUGCUGAGGAUGACUACAAACUUGGCGUGUUCGACUACUCGGGUGACGCAGGAGAUGUGUUGCGACCUAAUGACAAAAGACAUUUUUCAACCUACGACCGAGACCCGACCGGCUGUGUCAGGACACGGAACAGCGCCUGGUGGUACCCGGAUGACUGUGGCAGCACUUACCUCAACAGCCCUAAUGCAAGGGGCAAUGUUUGGGGUAGCUUCAGCAACCUGCAGUUCUCGGAGAUGAAGCUGAAGCCAGUCGACUCAACACGUUGGUAUACACCGCCCCCCUGACGAUCUCACAGAUGAAGACGAAGCCAGACUAACAUCUUGUCUCCUGUACCCACUGCUUACACCGCCAGUCGACUGUUCACUGUUCACUACAGGUUCCACUGAUGAUGUGAGCUCAGUGUACAUUAACCUCUCGCAAUAGUCUAGCAUCUGACCCUAGUGCAGACUACUGUACUUUAAUUGUUUACUUUUAGUAUAUUGCCUGGUGAUUCUAUUAUACACGUGUUGUAUUACUUCUUUCAGAUUUGGGCUUGCUUUGAUAAACUAACAUGUUUACAAACGUCAAGUCUAAGUUUAGUAAUUAAUUCAGCAUUUAAUUGUGCCUAGGUUGUAGUAAACGUGUCAUGAACUGUCGCUAAUAGUUUAUAGUAAAAGUGUCAUGAACAAUAUAUUAGCUAUACACCUGAGAGUUUAUAGUAAACGUGUCAUGAACUAUAUAUUAGCUAUACAUCUAAUACUUUAUGUAAUGUUGGCGGUUGACUCAGUGUGAAUUGGUUAACAAUCAUCCGGGAGUUUCAUUUUCACAAUCAUGCAAAAGCACGGAUACUGAUUGUAUCCAACACUGCUGUUCAUUAUUUCCCUGCUGACGAUGACUGACCAUGACUCAGAUUGCUACAUUUUCUAAUUGUUUGGUGUUUAAAAGGCUUCAAGUUUAUUUUGUGUUAUGUUGUGAAACUUUACCGUGUCCUGUAGUUUGCUUUAUUUAAGCAAAAACUUACAUUUUCACAAACCUAUGAGCGAAGCUUACUUUUCGUAAAAACAAAUAGAACUAGUGCGAAGAAUGAACAGAUAUUUUUACAAAAGCAAUUAAAUUAUAAGUAGUAUUGUUGAUAUUUCUGCUUUGACUAAAUGUGAUGACAUCACUGUAAAUAUUACUUGUCCUUUAAACUAAUGAUAAAGGUAGUUGAUACAUCACAUCUCUUACUUAAUUGUACAAAACAAAUAAACUAUUUUUAUAUUUGUUUUACACUGAAGAGCUUUAACAGCAAGGCGCUAGCAAAGUCUCAACACACACCUGACGACACCUGUGUAUUCUUUGUGUAGAACUUCCACGACAAACUUUCUGUUACAAUAUUGCAGUUAGUGUGGCUGUAGUAGCUACCGUAGACUAGUGUGUGUGGCUGUAGUAGCUACCGUAGACUAGUGUGUGUGGCUGUAGUAGCUACCGUAGACUAGUGUGUGUGGCUGUAG
This is a messenger RNA of Pomacea canaliculata, 3398 nucleotides long. RefSeq lists its product as uncharacterized. The record is from RefSeq and is a predicted model, not a curated record. The transcript is spliced from 14 exons. Bases 417 to 2210 code for a protein of 597 amino acids. Lineage: Eukaryota; Metazoa; Mollusca; Gastropoda; Architaenioglossa; Ampullariidae.